UUGCACGCGCGGCGGCGGCGGCGAACAAAACGCGUAAAAACACGUCUCCGGACCAGGCGCAGUGCGCGUAUCGUACCUCGUCCUGCGCGGUCGUGUGUUCGUGUUACGGUGAUAUUCGUCAGUAUUUGUUGUUACAGUGUCACCGGUGGUGGUCCGGUGAAAAACGGAGCUUCUUUGUAAUUUUUUUUUUUUCUCGCCUAUAUUAACUUAACUCGACCUAUUUAAUAUGUAACGAUCACCAGUGUGUGUGUGUGUGUGGGUGCGUGACAUAUGAUAAUAGUAUAAUCAAUUUUACAAUAACAUAAUUACAUCAAAACAUUGUAAUGGACGAGGAUACGGCUUUGGUUUUGGGCGUGCAACUAUUGGCCCUGUGUUGCAUAGCGUGCUCUCUGGUGCUAUACUUGUUGCGGAAAAUGAGCAGGAAAACCGUGGACGCUGUUCCGGCACUCCGAUCAGUGCUGGUUACGUCGUGUGAGACGUCUGCCGGACUGCAGCUUUGCGACCGGCUAGCGGCCUCUGGUUUCCGUGUUUUCGCCGGCCACAAGCCGGAUAUCCGACCGGACUCGGCCGAGUCGUCCGAUCGAGCGCAGCCGUCCGGCCCGUCAUCUGGGGCUUGCGCCCUCCUCCGGUCGCGCGUCAAGCAGCGCGAAUCGGCCGCGGCGGACGUGGAAAGGGCACCCGGAGGUAUCGUGUUCGUGCCUUUGGACGUGACCCGCGAGGAUUCACUGCACGAGGCAGUGGUCACCAUAAAAAGGCAUCUGCCUGCCGGUGAAGAUGGUUUAUGGGCUGUCGUAAAUACCGCAGACGUAUGUCUGAGGGGAAGAAUCGAAAUGCAAGAGAGCGCUCAAUGGGAGACGUUAUUUAAGACUAAUGUUUUUGGAACACUUAAGGCGGCUAGAACAUUUUAUCCUUUACUAGUGAGCCAAAAAGGUCGUUUUAUUAACUUUGGUACAUCAAACGGACAUCCUCGCCGACCAGGGAUGACUGCUUUCGACUCAGCGCGCCAUGCCGUGGUCGGUGCUAGCACCUCUUUGAGAGAAGACCUGAAGGACUUGGGUGUUCACAUAAUAAUCAUCAACACAAAUCACAUUCUGCCAGAGCACAUGUUCGAACCAGUGAGGUCUUCUGGCAAAGCAAACGAACAAACGCUCAAUGAAAUGUUUCUGAAAACGACUCUACCCGAGUAUGCCAUACACACACUAAUGGACGCACUACUCGAGUCCAAUCCUAAACCGGUGUACGGUUUUGAAAAACCGUCGAUGUUCAGUUGCAAUAGCUUUUCAAAAAAAAUUCUUAAAGCCGAACGCUACGUUGGAUAUGAAAAUAUUUAGUUAAACGUCUUUGCCCGAGUUCCAAGAUAGUGUAGGUGCAAAUUCUAAAAGACAAUGAAAUUGGAA
Molecule: messenger RNA, 1397 nt
Organism: Myzus persicae (green peach aphid)
Lineage: Eukaryota; Metazoa; Arthropoda; Insecta; Hemiptera; Aphididae
Product: D-beta-hydroxybutyrate dehydrogenase, mitochondrial-like
Exons: 4
Coding region: 324-1331 (335 amino acids)
Source: RefSeq, a predicted model, not a curated record